GCAGGAGCCUGAGCUCUUCCUGCGGACAGCCAGCCGUCAGUCCGUCCCACUGAGCUGUGCUGCUGUCAGUGUCCCCUGGUGGAGCUGUUGCUGCUGCUGCUGCUGCUGCUGAGCAUGUGCUCGGCUGCUCUACAGGACAGGAGCGACGCUUCCCAUCAACACACAGGUUGAGGACAUGGAUUGCUGAGCGUGAGACAGAGCGCUGUCACCAAGCUGUUAUUCUUCCCCGCAUCAUGGAGGCUCGGCCUGGUGCAUCAUGGGAGCUCAUCAACGGUGUGACAGAUACAAUAUAUGAGGGCUGAGAGGUCGUCAUGGAGACUGACAGCUACACCUCAGGCCCUGCCACCACUGACUGGGCUGGGACGGUGGCUGGCCUGGAGGGAAUGGGAGUCCUUCAGGAGCAGGGAGGAGGGGGCUCGCCCAGCAGCUUGGCGUCCUGGUACGAGCCGUACUCGCUGGGCUUCCAGGUGUCGCUCACCGCCUUCCUCAUGCUGGAGCUGGUGUUGGGUUUCAGCAGCAACCUGACAGUGCUGGUGCUCUACUGCUCUCAAUCCAAUUUGGUGGACUCGGUGAGCAAUAUGGUGACUGUCAAUCUGCACGUGCUGGAUGUGGCGGUGUGCAUGCUGUGUCUGCCCCUCACUCUGGUGGUUGUGCUGCUGCCCCCGGGACCAAACCUGGCCCUGCUCUGCUGCUUCCAUGAGGCCUGCGUCACCUUUGCCAGCAUAGCCACGGCCAUCAACAUCCUGGUUAUCAGCUUGGACCGAUACGACAUUUCAGUACGGCCAGCCAACAGGCUGUUGACCACACGUAGGGCGACGCUGCUCCUGGCUGCCGUUUGGGUCACCUCGGUAGCUGUGUUCUUUAUCCCAUUCUUGGAGGUGCAGUGGUCCAGUGUAGAAGAAGCAGAGGAGAGAGGGCAGGUGACACCCUUGUCCUUACAUGGUGUCAGUGCCACAGUGGCGCCAGCGUGGCGUAACCAGACAUUGCUGUGUGUUGGCGGGCAGGGCUUCGACACAGGCCUGGGCAUGCGCUACCAUCUUGUCCUGCAGGUACCCAUCUUCUUCACCACAGUGGCAGUGAUGCUGUUCACGUACUCCAGAAUACUGAGAGCUUUAAACAUCCGCAUCGGCUCCCACAUGAAAAAGGGCCAGCGGUUCAGGGGGCACCACAAGAGACAGAAAAAAAAGAAGGCGGGGCUUAGAACGAAUGAUGGAGGGGAGGUCGGAGGGGAGCAGUGCACCACAGAUGGUACCAAACAGCUCAGCCACCCUCCCCUCAUCCCCUCCCCCUCCCCGACCCCUACAGCUACCUCCCCCCCUGCCCUGUCCUCUUCUGCUCCACUUGUCAUCCCUGACACAGGCGCUGCGACCGCCAUGCCCGCCACCAUGGGUGUCCAAGCCUCCGUGUCGGCAAUUAUUGCCCUGAGGCGGGCAGUGCGGCGACACAGGGAUCGUCGAGAGCGACAGAGGCGGGUGUUCAGGAUGUCCCUAAUCAUUAUCACCACCUUCCUGGGCUGUUGGGCUCCCCUUUCUGUGACCAAUGUGCUAAUCCUAGGCAUAGGCCCCAGUGACGCCCUGGUUAGCCUACGCCUCUGGUUCUUAGCCCUGGCCUAUGGCACCACUGUCUCCCACCCUCUGCUCUACGCUUUCACCAGACAGAAGCUGCGCCGUGCCCUCCGUGCUAAGGUAAAGAAGAGGGUGGUGUCCCUGCUCCAGGUAGACCCUUCACCAGGGGGCACCGUCAUACACAACUCCUGGGUGGAGAACAGAAAAACCAGCCGGCAGGUGCGGCUGGAAGCAAGCGAAGGUACUGACCGCUGCCUGGCAGAGGUCCUGUGAGACUGACACACUUGGGCCGGGCUAUAAUUAAAAAACAGAAUGAGUCACAGGUGUGUUUCAUUAUGAAACUCACCGGUGUGUGAAGCCAGUGUAAGAUAUGUGAAAAACACAUUUCCACCUCUGGGAGAUGUUUUAAUGUAACCACCAGCAGCAAGCCCGUGUGAAACACAGCGCUAACGUUCACCUCAGGCAGCAGUGAGAGCAGGAUGUUGUCAUCACUGUGGUGCACACAGCCUCUGCAGCUGAAACAAAUCACAACAACAAACACACAAGUGUAUAUAAUUUGCACUAUGUCAGAUACUGAAGUCUGUUUAUAUACUGUAUGAUAGAGCGCUCUCAUAGUGGUGCUUACCUAACUGCUCCAAAGAAUGUGUUUAGCCAGCAGAUGAUCUGAUCUGCCACCCACUCAAAUGCUCCAAGGCAGCUUUAAAGGAAAAAUGUUGAUACACUUUGAACAAAUGAACACUUAAAAAAUCUGUUUAAAUGUACUUAAUAUUGUUUCUGCCUUAAUUCUGCUCUGAUGGUAUGAGGUGUAAAAAGGGGGGGGUGUGUUGGAUAUUUACAAUCAGCACACAGUGAUGAUAUGCUGAAGAUGAGAUGUAAAUGUGUCAGCGUUUAAGAGUCAGAGAACAAUUAAAGGCUAUUGUGAAAUUUUAAAUGCAGUUUUGCUUUAGCUUCAGUCAUUAUUAAACAGUCAGUGUUUAGUGUCUUGUGAUGCUCUUUCAGAUAAAUGCAGCUCUUUUUCUCCCAAAUUUGUAUCAAUCGAUGUGAUGUCUCAUUGAUUUUUUUGCAUAUAAUGAUUGGAGAAGCUGAGAUUAUUGAUUAAAGUCAUGAUUAACGUUGAGGGAAAUAGGCUCAUUGGCUUUUUUUUUUUUUGGAAAGAAUUAGAUGAGAAGACUGAUACCACUCUCAUGUGUGUUGGCUACACAAGCAGCAACCUCCUGGGCUAAAAGAUGAAGCCAAUGCAGAGGCUCCAGAGACUGCAGUUCCUCGAAUUGCCAUGUGAGGCUGGAAUGAAAUGCCCAACUUUAUAACAGAAAUAAACAUAUUUACAGCCUGUUACAAAAAAUGGUUUUAGUCUCUAUAGUUAAUUUCAACAAUGACAACUGUAUUUUUAUAUAACUCACCUGCUUACAUUUUGUUAUGGCCCAAAUUUACACAAUGGCGGGCUGCUUGAGUGACCUGGGCUUUCUGCAGGGUGUCGCUACAGUCAGAUCCACCCCUCACUUCUCUCUCUUCUUCAAACCAAUGUGUGACAUCAUGGUAGCUACAUCCCUGACUUUAUACAGGCGUACAUUGAAUAUGACGCUACAGCCAACAGUUGGUUAGCUUAGCUUAGCACAAAGAGUGGAAACAGAGGGAAACAGCUUGCUCUAUUCUGUGCAAAAUAGAUGAAUAAAUAAAUAUCCCUACACCUCCAUUUUUGACACCUUGAAAUCUGAUAUAACAUGUUACCUUCAGACAGAGUCAGAUUAGUUAUUUCCCCAUGUUUCAAUCAGGCCUCCAUGAAGUGCUCAGACCUUGAAGCUAGUUUUCAUAGUGGCCAUGCAGUGGAAUUAUAACUUCCAGUUCCUUUGGCCCAAAAAUUUGGAAGCAUUUGGAAGGUCUAGAAGCAAGAUAAAAUUAUUUAAUCCCCAUUCAAGUUGUUGCACUAAACCGGAGGCAGCAAGUUCAGCUGACAGAAGUCGCUAGUUCGCCUGCUCCAUGAACCCAACGAUGACACAGCGCUGAUCAUCCAGCCUAAUUUUAAACGCAGCAUUUGUUUUUUGGAUUUUGGCUUCAUGCACCACUGAGCAACUUUCAUAGGAAUGUACAGGUCCCGUCUCCAACGCUGUAUCCAGUUCUCUUUAUACAUCCAUGAUUUCAACUCUUUGUGCUAAGCUAGCUAACCAGCUGCUGACUGUAACUUUAUAUUUACUAUACUGACAUGAGAAUGCUAUCAAACUUCUCAUCUAACUCUCAGCAAGAAAGCAAAUAAGGCUCUCUUACAAAAUGUCUAACAACAUCUAACUAGUCCUUUUAAACAGUGGAAAUCUAUUUUUAUGAUAUAUUCACGUUGACAAAACUAUGGAUAAAGUUAACUGGCUGUGCUGAAGAAGCUAGUUGGGAUGACACUGUAAGAUAUAAAAUGUACAGGUGACGUACAAAAUAACCUUUUGGUAUAAUGCAGUUCAGAACAUCAGCAAAAACUACAAUCUCAAAAAUAGCUGGGUUGAAUCAAAACCCCUGUGACACAAAAACUAAAUACUUACUGCCUUAAGAAAACAGCUGGGGAGACUGGGGGCAAUUAUAACUUUUCAAAUUGCUCGAAUCAGAAAUGAGACAACUCUGCUCUGAGCUGUGGUAACACACACAUUUUACAAAUAAAACUGUGGUGAUCCCUCUAUGCCUGCCAAUGGAAAAACUGAUGUCUCAUACUUCAUACAAUUAAUUAUACUGUUUUGAUUAAACUGGAAUUAUUUGUUCAGUGGAUAUUAUUGCCCCCAGUCUCCCCUAUUCAUUGUAAGUCUCUUGUUUUUGGACUGCAUUAUAUUUUCUGUGGUUCAUAUUGAGGUUUUGGCAUGCUACAAGCAUGCAGUUCUCUGUUGAAAUGACACCCAUGUACAUGUUGUAAAUACUGACCAGACUGAAAUUUAUUCCAUGUGAAAUCUGCAGUACAAGUCACUUGGUCUGUACGUGAUUAGACUGACUUUUCUAGAUUUAGAGGAUUGUUUCAGUUGCAGCUGGCUUGUCCAGACAUGUGGUCCCUUGAGUCAACUCAAACGUAGUGUCCAGCACACACAAGAGAGUAACUGUCACACAGCCGAGCACUGACAGAUUGUGGGAUUAUUAAUAAGGCUAGUGUUUCCUGUUGACUUUGUUCUACAUGCUUGUGUGUUCACUGCGCUGAUGCUGUUCUCACACUGGGGCUCAUUUCAGAGGCCGUGUGAUCUCUCUGUCUUGCACACACACUUACACACACAUGCAAUUGAUGCAUUCUUGAAUGAAAACACAUUGAAAAGAUAUAUAUUAUACUGUAUGUACACCAAAAAUAUGCUAUAUUUAUAGGUUUUCUUCAUGGUGUUGUUUUUACGUGAAUGUAUCACCAUGCAAUGUUGAAUUAUA
Molecule: messenger RNA, 4943 nt
Organism: Epinephelus moara (kelp grouper)
Lineage: Eukaryota; Metazoa; Chordata; Actinopteri; Perciformes; Serranidae
Product: G-protein coupled receptor 22-like
Exons: 2
Coding region: 312-1838 (508 amino acids)
Biological process (GO): G protein-coupled receptor signaling pathway
Cellular component (GO): membrane
Molecular function (GO): G protein-coupled receptor activity; peptide binding
Source: RefSeq, a predicted model, not a curated record